AUGGACCAGCCUAAGGAAACUAAACAUCCUACACAAAACCUUCCUCUGGAGAGCUUGUCUCAAGGCACUCCCCACCCGAGCCAACUUGGCCAAGAGGAAGGUAGUACAGGACCCAGCAUGCCCAAUUUGCCUACAGUCAGCAGAGACCAUAGAACAUAUCCUUUGGGAAUGCCAUCAGCAAGGGACGUUUGGGCACUGAGCAAUAGAAAACUCCAAAAGGCUAGCUCACACUCACCUCAUUUUGUAGAGAUGUUUGAAAACUUUGCCGACUCCUUGGGAAUAGAAGUAAUGCUCACAUUUGCAGUCACCUCUUGGAACAUUUGGAAGAGAAGGAACAAGGUGGUAUUCAAAGGACUCCUUACACACCCCUCUACUGUGGUCCAACUAUCCCAACAACUUGUUGAAGACCUUCUACAGCUUAACCUAAAGAAGAAAACCAAGGGAUUUGGCCAGCCUCACAAUACACAUUGGGAGGCACCCCCUCAAGGCAAAGUCAAGGUUAAUUGGGAUGCAUCGGUUGACAAAGUCUCAUGUAAGGUGGGAGUGGGAGCUAUCAUCAGAGAUUGGGAGAGUAAAGUGCUAGCAACCUUUAGGAUGAAGCAUGACCUAUUCCCGGAUCCGCUAAUGGCAGAAGCAUUUGCAGCUCUCCAGGCAGCCACUUUCUGCAAGUCUUUGGGAUACUUGGACAUCAUCAUGGAAGGAGACUCUUUGCUGGUAGUCUCAGGCCUCACAUCAGAGAGAGAAGACCUCACCUAUACAAGCUUGAUCAUUGCAGACAUUAGAGACACACUUAACACCUUUAAUUCAUGGUCAACAAGGCAUACUUUUAGAGCAAACAAUGAAGUUGCUCAUGCCUUAAGCAAGGAUGCUCUUAGCAUUAUUGGUAGCACCACUACUUUUGAUUUCAUUCCACCAUGUAUCCAAACUUUGAUCUAA
This is a messenger RNA of Carya illinoinensis, 936 nucleotides long. RefSeq lists its product as uncharacterized. The transcript has a single exon. The record is from RefSeq and is a predicted model, not a curated record. Lineage: Eukaryota; Viridiplantae; Streptophyta; Magnoliopsida; Fagales; Juglandaceae. Gene Ontology annotation, molecular function: RNA-DNA hybrid ribonuclease activity; nucleic acid binding. The coding region runs from base 1 to 936 and encodes 311 amino acids.